Molecule: messenger RNA, 4629 nt
Organism: Gallus gallus (chicken)
Lineage: Eukaryota; Metazoa; Chordata; Aves; Galliformes; Phasianidae
Gene: PCDHGA2
Product: protocadherin gamma subfamily A, 2
Exons: 5
Coding region: 221-2659 (812 amino acids)
Biological process (GO): homophilic cell-cell adhesion
Cellular component (GO): plasma membrane
Molecular function (GO): calcium ion binding
Source: RefSeq, marked validated
GGGUUUCCGGGCGGGCUGCGAGCGGCCCCGGGGUGUGGAGCGGUGCUGCAGCGAGGCGGAGGGGCGGCAGGAGCGGUCGGCAGCGGCCGCCGAGACGGAACCUGUGACGAAGAAGAAGCCGAAAAAGAGAAGUGGAAGAAGAAUUGGAAGUCGGAGCGGCGCGGAAGCGGCGAGCGUGAGGUGUCGGCGGUGUUGCGGUGGCGGCGGGGCCGUGCGGGAGAUGUGCGCGGCGAGAGAAGGGCGCUGCGGCCGGAGGCAGCGGGCGCUGCUGUGCUGCGUGUUGGUGGCGGCGUGGGAGGCGGCGCGGGGGCAGCUGCGCUACUCGGUGCCCGAGGAGCUGCCCAAGGGCUCGUUCGUGGGCGACGUGGCCAAGGACCUGGCGCUGGAGCUGGCGGCGCUCGGCGCCGGCGGCGCCCGAGUGGUGUCGCAAGGCAGGACGCAGUAUUUCGCUCUGCAUGCGAGCAGCGGGCACUUGGUGACGACCGAGAGGAUAGACAGGGAGCAGCUGUGCCGGCUGCUGGAGAAAUGCGUGCUGCGCUGUGAGCUGAUCGUGGAGGGCGAGAUGAAGGUUUAUGCAAUCGAAGUGGAAAUCACGGACAUUAACGACAAUACGCCCAGCUUUGGAGAGGGACAAAUUGAACUCAGAACGAACGAGAUGGCAGUUAUAGGAAUGCGCUAUGCGCUGAGGCGAGCUCACGACCCGGACAUGGGAACGAAUUCCCUGCAGAGCUACACGCUGAGCGGCGACGAGCACUUCUCGUUGUCCGUGCAGGCGGGAGCCGACGGCGAGAAGCGUCCCGAGCUGGUGCUGGCCAAGGCGCUGGACCGGGAGGAGGCGGCGUUUCACGAGCUGCUGCUGAGGGCGAGCGACGGCGGCGACCCGGCGCGGACGGGCACGGCGCGCAUCCGCGUGGCUGUGCUGGACGCCAACGACAACGCGCCCGCGUUCAGCCAGGCGGUGUACACGGUGCGAGUGCCCGAGGACGUGCCCGUGGGCUCCACGCUGCUCCGCGUCACCGCCACCGACCCCGACGACGGAACCAACGCAGACGUGAAAUAUUUAUUUCAAGAAGUUUUAGAGCAGAUAUCGAAUACAUUCCACAUAGAACCGAAGACUGGAGCGAUAAGUCUGGUGAGAAAUCUGGACUUCGAGGAAGCCGAUUUCUAUGAAUUUCUCGUUCAGGCACACGAUGGAGGUGGUCUUUCUGAUGAUGCGAAGAUCACAGUCUCGGUGACGGACGUGAACGACAACGCGCCCGAGAUUUCGGUGCGGUCGGCGCUGAGCGAGAUCUCGGAGGACGCGGCGCCGGGGACGGUGGUGGCGCUGCUGCACGUGCAGGACCGCGACUCGGGCGCCAACGGGGAGGUGCGGUGCAGCCUGGGCGAGGGCGUCCCGUUCCGGCUGGAGCGGGCGCUGGACGACUACUACAGCGUGGUGACGGCGCGGGAGCUGGACCGCGAGCGGGCGUCGGAGUACAACGUGACGGUGCGGGCGGCGGACGGCGGGUCGCCGGCGCUGCGGAGCGGCGCGGUGCUGGCGCUGCGGGUGCUGGACGUGAACGACAACGCGCCGGUGUUCGCGGAGGCGCGCUACAGCGCGCGGCUGCCCGAGAACAACGCCGAGGGCGCGCUGGUGCUGACGGUGCGCGCGUGGGACGCGGACUGGGGGCAGAACGCGCGCGUGCGCUACCGGCUGCGGGAGGGGCGGCUGCGGGGCGCGCCGCUGUCGUCCUACGUGUCGGUGCAGGCGGAGACGGGCGCGCUGUACGCGCUGCGCUCGUUCGACUACGAGGAGGUGCGCGAGGUGGAGCUGUGGGUGCGGGCGGAGGACGGCGGCGCGCCGCCGCUCAGCAGCAACGUGUCGGUGCGGCUGCUGAUCGCGGACGAGAACGACAACGCGCCGCAGGUGCUGUACCCGCCGGCGGCGCCGGGGCCGGGUCCGGGAUCGGGCGCGGGCGUCGGUGCGUGGGGCUCGGCGUCGGGCGCGUGGAGCUGGGCGGGCGUGGAGCUGGCGCCGCGCUCGGCGGAGCCCGGCGCGCUGGUGGCUUCGGCCGGCGCCGCCUUGCGCGGCGUCCCGGCCUCGCACUUCGUGGGCAUCGACGGCGUCCGCGCCUUCCUGCGCUCCUACUCGCACGACGUGUCGCUCACCGCCGACUCGCGCAAGAGCCAGCUGCGCUGCGCGGGCGGCAGCUGCUGCGACACGCUCCCGGCCCGGCCGCCGCCCGACGAGGCCGCGCCGCUGCGCGGGGAAGACGCUGCCGCCCACCGCGCCGCCGAGCCCGACGGCCUCCCGCAAGCUCAGCCUAACCCGGACUGGCGCUUCUCUCAGACCCAGAGACCUGGAACAAGCGGUUCCCAGAAUGGAGAGGAAGGUGGAGCCUGGCCCAACAACCAGUUUGACACAGAGAUGCUUCAAGCCAUGAUCCUGGCCUCGGCAAAUGAAGCCGCUGAUGUCAACGCAACACUGGGUGGGGGCACAGGCACCAUGGGGCUGAGCGCCCGCUACGGCCCCCAGUUCACCCUGCAGCACGUCCCCGACUACCGGCAGAACGUCUACAUCCCGGGCAGCACCGCCACACUGAGUAAUGCUGCCGGCAAACGCGACGCCAAACCCUCGGGUGGCAACAAGAAGAAGUCUGGCAAGAAGGAGAAGAAGUAGAAAGGAGACGUCAGAGCGGGUGGGCAGCGCGUGCCAGCACUCCCCAACACCACAGGAGGACGAAUGUGGAUUUGUUUUUCUUUUCAUUUCUUGGCGAUGCAAAAGUUAGGAAGCGCUGCGAAUGUAUUGUCAUCGUCAGAGCUAGGAGCAGGCUGCCUGCUGUUAGGUCUCAUGAUGAAAAGCAAUCUGGAAAGCUAAAGCUAACACAAACAAGUGCCCUGUGAAUACAGCUAACGUUUUAUACGACCCCUCGGGUGUUAGGAUACAUGAGGUCGAAAGGCUUCGGCCAUAUCCUUGGCUUCGAUUUGCUCCCAGAUGGUCCGAGAGAGGCACGAGGCUCUCGCUCAGCUUCGUCCAGUGUAAAUAAUUGUAACACCCAUCUGUUAAUUUAUAGAGCUCUGAUCAUUUUUUUUUUGUUGUUGUUGUUAUUUGGAAAGAAAAAGGAAUUUCCCAGCAUAAAGCCCCACGUUCCACGUUUUCUGCUCUUUUAACUUCGUGAAACUCACCCUGGGUUAUUGGUAGCGGUGGAUUUGUGGGUAGGGAGUGCUUCAGUUCCUGUUCAGCUGUUAUCCGAAAAAAAAGAAAAGAAAAAAAAAUAAGAAGUGUUCGUAUUGCAUGAGUCAAAGGGAACAAUGCAGGGCUGCAUCCUAAACAGUUAUUGUUCUGUUUUGUUUUGUUUUGUUUUUUUUCCUGAAGUACAACCAGCCAUGGCCUGAGAGCUCCUGGUGUCUGAGCGGGGCUUCGGCGCGGCCCUGGGGGGCUCUGAGCAGACACAUCUCAUCCCUGCGCUGCAGUAAAUAUUUAUAUGUACAGUCAAUGUUCUUUUGGAAUUAAAGCUCCGGGGCUGGGAGGGGCUGCUCUGCACCUCGCCAUGACCCCACGUGUGCGUCACCUGCGUCACGGCUGCACUUUGGAACACACAUCCCCGCACCCCCCAGCCCCGAGGAUGUCCUCGCAUGGCCACGCAGCAUGGGGUGAAGGCGCUUUGUAUUUGGGGAGUGGGGGGGUUGUUGGGUACCGAGUAAGUGACAGUGGGUUUAGUGGCACCUGGGGAGCAGAUUUGGGUCAGGGACUUAUGGGCUGGGGGUCCCUGCAAUGGUGUGAGCCCAGGGAUCAGCUGGGAUAAAACAUGGGGGGGUGAUGCUGGCUUUGGGGUUUCCACCUCCCAGAGGGAACGGGAGGACGAGGAGUUGGAUUUCUCCAUGCUGUGCCCCUUCCAAGCAGGCUCAGCCCGGAGGAGGGUCCUGGUGGCCUCGGUGGCACUGCUGGGGAUACCCCAAGCACCCCGUAUCACAGCAUCUGUGCCCCCCCCAGGAAGGCAGAGAGGAAAUCUGGCACCCAAAGUGGGUGCGGGUGGGGAGAGGGUGGUCCCCCCUCGACCCCCCCCCAGGGGCCACUCAAUUUCACAUAGGAUUUUUUGCUCUUUUUUAAUCACUAACACUUAACUCACCCCCUACACACACACUCCCCCCUCCCCCCUCCCCAGCACACACAGACACACUCCGGGGGGCAGCAGCCCCUCCGCACACCAUGCCCACCCCACCCCAACCCCACAGCUGCUCCACAGCCCCAUGUAGCUACCACCCCCCUCCCCUAGCAAUGCCGUAGGUGAAUCGUAGUCUUUGUAUUUCUUUUUAACCUGCAAUCUGAGGUAGCGUAGCGAGUGUCGUGUAUUUAGUGGCGUGUUAUUUUUAUCUCAGUAACUAACUUGUGGAACAGCAGUAUUCUCACUUUCUCUGUAUCUUCUCUCCAUGUGGUCUGUGCUCCGAGUGUACAUGAGAUGAAACACGUUUGCCCUCUCCAUGUGUCUAAUAUUGAAUUAUACUUAUAUAUUAUAUAUAUGCUUAUAUCCUUCUUAUACCCAUAUAGACCGACGUCGAUGUGUUACACGCAAGUUUUAUACUCUAAUAUUUAUAUUGCUUUUUUUUUUUUCUUUGGGAAAAAAAAUAAUAAAAAUGGUUUCUUCUGAA